Molecule: messenger RNA, 729 nt
Organism: Penicillium robsamsonii
Lineage: Eukaryota; Fungi; Ascomycota; Eurotiomycetes; Eurotiales; Aspergillaceae
Exons: 2
Coding region: 1-729 (242 amino acids)
Source: RefSeq, a predicted model, not a curated record
AUGCAAUACGCCCCUUUCCAAAAUGGCAAAGAGAAAUCGAUCAGCUUCACCUUCCAAUACGCCGCGUGCCCAACGAGCUAUACGUCGAUUGGCAAGAGCAUCCCUGCCCACAGCAUCCCCGCCUAUAGUACCCCCCAGCCAACAGGACCCCCGCCCACAGCACCCCGCGGAUUGUCAACACUCUCCACCGACACUGCAGACUCACUAACCAGCUUGGAGCAAGACGCCCAGGUUAAGAUCCAGGCUUAUGAAAACAAGUCUCUUCGCGAUGAGACGCUGUUGAAAAGCGGCUUGAAUGCAUUUCUCACGUGGCUACCAGAGGCCAGCAGAACCUCCAUCGCGAGAGAUGUUAUUAAGACAAGCUCAGAUAGAGAGCUGUACGAUGUCUUUAUGAACCUUUUCACCGGACUUGCUGUACCGAUUGUCUCCACCCUCGAUCAACCGGAAAGGCGUGACCCUUCGUUCGCGGCACAGCUCAAACUGCGGGAUAACUAUCGCUGUGUAAUCACGGGUCAACUGAACACCGAUCAAUGGGAGCACGAAGGCGAACUAGGAGACGUUCUCUAUGGCCCGACUGAGGGGGGCUCACAUAAUACCUUUUGCGUGUCCGGAGCGCUAAGAGAUACAUCAAACACCUGGGCCUUACUAUAUAAGUGUUUCCCUACGCUACGCGAAAUACUUUCAGUAGAGAUUAACACUCUUCGUAAUAGGAUCACUCUUCGAGACUAG